Messenger RNA from Aegilops tauschii subsp. strangulata, 534 nucleotides. The record is from RefSeq and is a predicted model, not a curated record. NCBI's taxonomy places the organism in Eukaryota, Viridiplantae, Streptophyta, Magnoliopsida, Poales, Poaceae.
AUGUCCACCCGCCACCUCACUCCAGCCAAUAGCAGGCUGCCACGUCGCCUUCCCCGCCGCCUCAGCCAACCGGCGCGCGCCACCUCACCCCGCCUCUCUCUCCUCCGCCGCCGCCGGCCCGCGCGGCCCGCAGCCGGCCCGCGAGGCCCGUCCGCCGCCUGCCCAAGCGUCCGCGCACCGCGCGCCUGUCCCGCCGCCGCCGCGACCCGCGGGCGCCGCCGCCGCAGCUCCUUUCUCCGCCGUCCCGCCGGCGUGUCUCGCCGUCCCCGCGCCGCCCUGGCCGCGCCGUCCCCGCGCCGCCUCACUGGAUCCCGCCGGCCGUCGCCACGGGGCGCCGCGCCGCCGCCUCCCGCGGGCGCCCGAGCUCCGUGCCCGCCGGACCUCGUCGCCGCCGGUGCCGCCUCCCCGCCGACCCUCUCCUCCGUCCCCGUCCUCCGGCGUCGCCCUCCUCCCGCCACUGCUCCGGCGAGCGCCGGCCUGGGCCCGAGCUCGAGUGGCCUCCCCUCGAUCCAGAUCUACAGUGCACGAGGUUGA